Messenger RNA from Eupeodes corollae, 526 nucleotides. RefSeq lists its product as uncharacterized. NCBI's taxonomy places the organism in Eukaryota, Metazoa, Arthropoda, Insecta, Diptera, Syrphidae. The record is from RefSeq and is a predicted model, not a curated record. The transcript is spliced from 2 exons. Bases 110 to 445 code for a protein of 111 amino acids.
GAUUUCUGGUGACUAUAAAAUGAGAUAGGAAGUUUGAAAAAAUCAUCAGACUCUUGUCAGCAUUCAUCAAAGGUUUAACUAGCUUCCAAGCCAAUUAACAUCAACAAAUAUGUUCAAAUUCGUCGCUUUCUUCUGCAUUAUUGCCAUCGCUAAGGCUGGAAUUCUUUCUCCAUCUCUGAGCAUUGCUGCUGCUCCAACUACUAUUGUUUCAGCACCUUCAGUGAAUGUUGUAAGAACUUUACCAAUUGGUUUGGGAGCAACAAUUGGAGCUCCAAUUGGUCUUACCAAUGGAUUGAUUUCUACUAAUGGCUUGGUUUCGGGUGGAUUAAUCUCAAACGGACUUGUUUCGGGUGGAAUCGUUUCAAAGGGAUUGAUUUCCGGUGGAUUGAUAUCUGGAGGACUUUUGAACAAUGGCUUGAUAUCUUCGGGAAAAUUGUUGAUCUAAAUUAAUAUGAUAAGGAGUCAAAGCAUUAUAAGUUCCUAGAUUUUUGAUAUUGCAGAAAAUAAAAAAAAAAAACAGUUGAAA